This is a messenger RNA of Callorhinus ursinus (northern fur seal), 1564 nucleotides long. RefSeq names its product heparan sulfate-glucosamine 3-sulfotransferase 2 (gene HS3ST2). Gene Ontology annotation, molecular function: [heparan sulfate]-glucosamine 3-sulfotransferase activity. NCBI's taxonomy places the organism in Eukaryota, Metazoa, Chordata, Mammalia, Carnivora, Otariidae. The record is from RefSeq and is a predicted model, not a curated record.
AUGGCCUAUAGGGUCCUGGGCCGCGCGGGGCCAGCUCAGCCGCGGAGGGCGCGCAGGCUGCUCUUCGCCUUCACGCUCUCGCUCUCCUGCACUUACCUGUGCUACAGCCUCCUGUGCUGCUGCGACGACCUGGGCCAGAGCCGCCUCCUCGGCGCGCCUCGGUGCCUCCGCGGCCACGGCGCGGGCGGCCAGAAACUUCUUCCGAAGUCCCGCCCCUGCGAUCCCCCGGGGCCCACGCCCAGCGCGCCGGGCGCUCCCAGCGCGGCCACAGCCGCCGCCGCCGCGCCCGCCCCUCGCCUCCCGGCUGCCAACCACUCGGGCUCGGCCAAGAUGGGCACCAAGAGGCUGCCCCAAGCCCUCAUCGUGGGCGUGAAGAAGGGGGGCACGCGGGCCGUGCUGGAGUUCAUCCGCGUGCACCCGGACGUGCGAGCCUUGGGCACCGAGCCCCACUUCUUCGACAGGAACUACGGUCGCGGGCUGGACUGGUACAGGAGCCUGAUGCCCCGGACCCUUGAGAGCCAGAUCACACUGGAGAAGACACCCAGCUAUUUUGUCACUCAGGAGGCCCCUCGGCGCAUCUUCAACAUGUCCCGGGACACCAAGCUGAUCGUGGUCGUGCGGAACCCAGUGACCCGAGCCAUCUCGGAUUACACGCAGACGCUCUCCAAGAAGCCAGACAUCCCCACCUUUGAGGGCCUGUCCUUCCGCAACCGCACGCUGGGCCAGGUGGACGUGUCAUGGAACGCCAUCCGCAUUGGCAUGUACGCGCUGCACCUGGAGAGCUGGCUGCAGUACUUCCCGCUGGCUCAGAUCCACUUCGUCAGCGGUGAGCGGCUCAUCACCGACCCAGCGGGCGAGAUGGGCCGGGUCCAGGACUUUCUGGGCAUCAAGAGGUUCAUCACGGACAAGCAUUUCUACUUCAACAAGACCAAAGGAUUCCCUUGCUUGAGAAAAACAGAAUCGAGUCUCCUGCCUCGGUGCCUGGGCAAAUCGAAAGGCAGAACUCAUGUACAGAUUGAUCCGGAAGUGAUAGACCAGCUCCGGGAAUUUUAUAGACCUUAUAAUAUUAAAUUUUAUGAAACGGUUGGACAAGACUUCAGGUGGGAGUGAGCCACCAAGAUGCAAGGACUCUUCUGCUUGUCUCUUCCAUGAGGUUUGGCCCUAGAGCCUGUGAUCCUCUUCCCCCAGCAAACCAAACCCAGGCUCCAGCCCCCUUUCCCAUCUCGGGUUCCAUUGUCCUGAAAGGCCAUGAGACCAGGGGGUCCCUGCCACUACCUCUCCCCAGUCUGUCUAGGCAAAGUUGACCUGCUUCUGCCAUGUCUGGUCAAUUUCAAAUCAUUUCCCUUCAGCCCAUCAGAGGCCUUGGGAAAUUGCUUUAAGAAGAGCAGGUCUUCUGAUUAUGCUAGAUAUUAUAAGUGGUGAUGGUUCUGUUGCUGUGAACACAGCAGUCUGUCCCUGUCACUGUCCACCCCAGUGUGGACUUGCUAAUUCCUGGUGGCAUGUACCUCCCCUCUGAGCUUCACUCUCCCUAGCCACCCUGGGUGGUGGGACAGCAGACCGUCCU